Molecule: messenger RNA, 1587 nt
Organism: Monosiga brevicollis MX1
Lineage: Eukaryota; Choanoflagellata; Craspedida; Salpingoecidae
Exons: 1
Coding region: 1-1587 (528 amino acids)
Source: RefSeq, a predicted model, not a curated record
AUGCCCGACGACAUGAGUUUUCGGAGUCGCAGCUCUUCAAUCAACGGUAGUCGGCGGGCCUCGCUCUUGGCUCGCAAGGAACCCGACGUGCGCGUUGGCGAUCGCGUCACUUCUCUGGACGGGACCCGCGUGGGCACGGCGCGCUACGUUGGAAACGUUGGCUUCAAAGUUGGACGCUGGGUUGGCAUUGAGCUGGACGAGGGUCUCGAGGGCAAAAACAACGGCACCGUUCAGGACAAGACGUACUUUGUGUGCGACGAAAAUCGCGGCGUCUUUUUGCCGCUAGCCAACGUUGAACUGGUCGACGGCCCCCGUGCCCACUCUGGAGCUUCAUCCUCCAGCCGGCCGAGUCACUCGCACCUCAGCUCGCCACCCCGCUCCCAGCUCAACCACAGCAUGGUCGCCUCCACCCCCACCACCCCCAAAGGGAGCUCAACGCCAGCCACAUCAGGCCGCCUCCACUCCCGUGCAACGGUCACACACCUUUCCGAGGCAGCCGUCGGAGACAUUGUGAGCGCUCUGCGUAAUGACCUGGACCAUCUCCGCCAAGCCAUUGCUGAAGUCCAAACAAGUAGCUCUGCUGCUGCGACCAGUGCCGCCGCGGCCGCUGCUGGCGUGGUGGCCCGUCCCGCCCCUGCCUCUGGUGCCGAAGCCGAUGGCGAUGACGGUGCAGAUGCUCAAGCGCCAACUGCUAGCCAGUCAGGCCUGAGCGCCGAGGCUGAAGCUGGCGUACAACGCGUGGCCGAAGCCCUUGUCGAGUUGCAACAGCGGCUGGCCGAGAAGGACGCCAUCAUUGCGGAACGUGACGCCACCAUCACCGAACUGCAGCGCGAGGCCGCGGAAGCUCGUGCCAAGCAGCAGUCGCAUGCCGAGGCCAAGGCGCAAGCCGAACAGCGUGCUGAUCUGGCCCGUGAAAAGAACCAAAUCGAGCUCGAUCGCUUGCACGGCGAGCAAGGUGUCCUCAACUCCAAGGUCGAAACCCUGGAACUGCAGUUAGCAGAGGCCCAGCAGGAAACGCAGGAACUGCGCGAUCAACUGUCAGCCGCGCGCGAACAGCAGGCCACCGCCACAGCGGCGCCCGCUGCCGUUGUACCACCAGAGGUUGGCGCCUGGGAGAAUGAAAAAGAAGCCAUGCUGAUGCAAAAGGAGCUUUUGGAAGAGCGAAUUCAGGAACUAGAGAAGGAAGCAGAUGGUCUGCGCGGCCAAGUCAAAAGCCUUGAACAGGAUGCUGAGGUCCAACGCGAUGCCGCGCCCCGCAGGCCCUCCAGCCUCUUGGCGCAGGACCGUGAGGAUUUGCAAAAUCUUUUGACUGCUCAUUUCGAGCAGAUCCAAGCACUGAAAAAUUUGCAGCACGGUACGGGGCCGGGCACAGACGUCCAGGCUGCGCUGUGCAGCCAGCUUGACACGGUUCUAGCCUCACAGCUACAGCACUUGACCAAGCGCUUGACGCAGUGCGAGGAUGCCGUGGAUGUCUUCCUGAGCCAAACCUCGCCCCUGGCUUCUGCGGCUGUUUCCAACGGUGUCCUGAUAAACGGCGCAGAAGAUACGACACCCCCUACUGAUUUGGAUGGGGACGAGUUUUUUUGA